GCUUUUUUAAGUGGGUGCUCAGAGGAGGUGACAGAGAAGAAGAUGCCACCUCAGGUAACAGGUGGGGAAACGGAGGCUCUGGAGGGAGCUGGAGAUAGAUGGAGGUGGUGGAGGGUAAAUUGUAAGGCCGUCCACAGGGUGGGGCACUGUAGAUCCGGUGGUCAGGGAGGUCCCCUGCUCUGACGAGGACAAUUGGGCAGAGACCUUGAAUAACAAUAUGAGGACCCUGGGGCCUGGGGCAGCACUGCAGGAGAUUAGCAUGUGAAACUGACACCGGGCUGCGCUGGGGACACGUGGGGGAGGCUGGACCCUGGCCCUGACCUCAGGGGGCUUGUGGGGUGUGUGUGUGUGUGUGUUGGGGGGAGGAGGGGUGGAAGGAGAGGACAGUCAACAAGCAGCUCUCUAUCACGAUGUGGUCGGUGCCAGGAAGAGAGAAAACUUGUUAAGGGUUGGAGGGUGGGGCAGGGUGUCGAUGCCACUUCAAACGGCGACCAGCGAGAGAUGCUUUGAGGAGGGAAGUUCAAGGAGGCCCUAGCGGAGGGAGCUAAGACAGCUGGCUAUUCCGUUUUAAGGGCGAUUCCAGGUCUAGGAGCGGAGUGUGUGGGAUGGCAACCCUCCGUGCAAACUCCCCGCCCCUUAAAGUGGUCAAAAGACCCUCUUGGAUCUGACCCUGUUUUCUCGCAGAACUCAGUCACCCACCCCUGUACUCCCCCACCUUUUUAUUCUUGAAUACACACGCUGGCUGGCUGACUCCUCAGCUCCUGCAGGUGGCAAAUCCACCAUGCCCUUCCCGGGCAUGGGGAGAAAAUUGAGCUCCCUCUCCCCCACCAGUAACCCUGUCCCUUUAGAACCGUGCUUAGCUUUAUUUUGCUCCGUGGCAUUUAUCCUGGAAGACAGUCUGUAUUUACAUAGUUAUCUCGUGGAGCAUCCGUCUCCCUGAAAGAAUAAACUGCCUCAGGCCAGGGAUUACUGUUUUCAUCCCUGCGGUAUCCUCAGUGGUUUGAAUAGAACCCGGCACACAGUAGGCGCUCAAUAAAUGUUUGCCCAGUGACUUUGUAUUGGAAUGCAUUUAAGAGAAUAGUCCCGAUUGCUCUUAGGCGCCCAGUUAGAAACGUGGCCCCUACCAUUUUCUCGCUCGGGGGUGUGUGUGGGCACCCUGUGCCUCAGUUCCACCAGCCCGAACGCAGGAUCAGGAACAGCUGCUUCAACGCGUGCUUGUGUAACCGCGGCAUCGUUAAGGUUUGGUCACUAAGCCAAACGCAGUGGGCACAGCCUUGAUUGAGUUUGGCUGCCGGCGGGGCCCCUACGGGGCCUCGCGUCCUCUCCCGUCAGGCCCCGCCCCCGGUGGGCGGAGCCACGGGCCGGCCCGGCACGUGUAAGAGUUCGCGGCGAGUCGCCGCAGUCACUCACCUGAGCGCCUGGGUCUGAGCGCGCACGGCCCGCGCGUCCUCCGCCCGCCAGCCCGCCAGCCCGCCCGGCCCGUGACCCAUGUCCCGCCGCAAGGCCGGCUGCACGCCCCGCCGAGUGGACCCCGCGCCCGCCGCCACCCCAGGCGACGAGAUGGAGAUGCCAGACCUCGUCAUCGAAGUGAAGCCUGAGCCAGACGCGCGGCCCCUACAAGCCCCGAGGCUGGGGCCCUUCUCCCCGAAGGAAGUGCCCGUGCCUGGGCGGUUCGAGGGCGAGCCCCGCCACUCCCUCGGCCCCGGGCCCGCCGGGGGCCCCCUCCACGCCCUCGGCGCGCGGAACCCGUGGGCGCUGUGGACGCCGCUGAUGCCGAACUCUCCCGACCGCCAGCCCUGGACCGACAAACACCCAGAUCUGUUGACCUGCGGCCGCUGCCGGCAGACCUUCCCGCUGGAGGCCAUCACCGCUUUCAUGGACCACAAGAAGCUGGGCUGUCAGCUCCUCAGAGACCCUAGCCCCUGCCAGGGCUCAGACGGCAAGGACCUGGAGGCCCUGAACUGCCUCCGCUGCGGCAGACAGUUCACGGGCGCCUGGAAACUGCUGCACCACGCCCAGUGGGACCACGGCCUGUCCAUCUACCAGACGGAACCCGAGUCCCCCGAGGCCCCGCUGCUGGGCCUGGCCGAGGUGGCCGCGGCCGUGUCGGCAGUGGCAGGGCCGGAAGCCGAGGCCAAGGGCCCACGGGUGAGCAGCCUCGGCCGGCGGAGCCCCACCUGCCCCGUGUGCACCAAGACCCUCAGCUCCUUCAGCAACCUCAAGGUGCACAUGCGCUCUCACACGGGCGAGCGGCCCUAUGCCUGCGACCAGUGUCCUUACGCCUGUGCCCAGAGCAGCAAGCUCAACCGCCACAAGAAGACCCACCGGCAGCUGCAGCCCCAGAGCCCCUGCACGGACGAGGGCAGCCAGGAGCCUGCCGCCCCUCCAGAGCCCGCUGCCCACGCCGCCGCCCCGGCCAGCACCCUCCCGUGCAGCGGCGGGGAGGGCGCUGGGGCCGCCGCGACGGCAGGGGUCCAGGAGCCAGGGGCGCCUGGUGGCGGGGCUCAGGCAGGUCCUGGGGGCGACGGUUGGGGAGCCAGCACCGAGGAGCGGAGAACUGACCCCAGCAAGAGCCAGAAGGCGUCGCCCAAGAAGGCACCCAAGCCCGUGGGCAAGAGCCGCGGGCCGGGCGGCAGCUGCGAGUUCUGCGGGAAGCACUUCACCAACAGCAGCAACCUGACCGUGCACCGGCGCUCACACACCGGCGAGCGGCCCUACACCUGCGAGCUCUGCUCCUACGCCUGCGCGCAGAGCAGCAAGCUCAACCGCCACCGCCGCAUGCACGGCCUGGGCCCCGGCGGGCCCCGCUUCGAGUGCCCCCACUGCUGCGUGCCCUUCGGCCUGCGCGCCACCCUGGACAAGCACCUGCGGCAGAAGCACCCCGAGGUGGCCGGGGAGGCCUGAGCAGCGGGAGGGCCCUCUGCUGCCCCCGGUGCCGCUGUUCCUGUCGCUUGGGUUGACCUUGUCCUUCCCUCUGCUUCAAGUAAAGCCGCCCCCCUAGUUACA
Messenger RNA from Equus quagga, 3006 nucleotides. RefSeq names its product zinc finger protein 296 (gene ZNF296). Gene Ontology annotation, molecular function: RNA polymerase II cis-regulatory region sequence-specific DNA binding; DNA-binding transcription factor activity. The transcript has 3 exons. The record is from RefSeq and is a predicted model, not a curated record. Gene Ontology annotation, biological process: regulation of transcription by RNA polymerase II; negative regulation of dendrite development. Gene Ontology annotation, cellular component: nucleus. Lineage: Eukaryota; Metazoa; Chordata; Mammalia; Perissodactyla; Equidae. The coding region runs from base 1489 to 2904 and encodes 471 amino acids.